Gavialis gangeticus (Gharial) is the source of this 2135-nucleotide messenger RNA. RefSeq lists its product as uncharacterized. The record is from RefSeq and is a predicted model, not a curated record. The transcript is spliced from 9 exons. The coding region runs from base 1 to 1068 and encodes 355 amino acids. Lineage: Eukaryota; Metazoa; Chordata; Crocodylia; Gavialidae.
AUGAGAUUUCUUGUUAGCCGUUGCGGAUUUGCUGCAGGAAGCGGUCUCAGCCAUGAAGUUCUUCCCUGCACUGAGAGUCAAGCGAGUAACGAAAGUUUAUUUGCUGCAGGAGGUGUGCUUGGCACGGGUCGUCUUGACAAAGGAGGUCUGGCGGGUACCGCUGUUCUCAGCAAUGAAGGCGGCGGAGGUGGUGUAAUCAGUACGGGUCAGGUUGGAGAAGGUGGGCUGCUUGGUACGGGUCUUCUUGCUAACGGAGGUUCCCAGAGUAGGGGAAGUCAACCACGUAAUGGAAGCCUACUUGAUGCUGGAAGUCAGUCUGGCAAAGGUGGUCUGCUUGACACACAUCUUCUUGGUGGCGAAGGUCUUCUUGGUGGCGAAGGUCUUCUUGGCGGAGAAGGUCUUCUAGGAGGCGAAGGUCUUCUUGGCGGCGAAGGUCUUCUAGGAGGCAAAGGUCUUCUUGGCGGCGAAGGUCUUCUAGGAGGCAAAGGUCUUCUUGGCGGCGAAGGUCUUCUAGGAGGCAAAGGUCUUCUUGGCGGCGAAGGUCUUCUAGGAGGCAAAGGUCUUCCUGGCGGCGAAGGUCUUCUAGGAGGCAAAGGUCUUCUUGGCGGCGAAGGUCUUCUCGACAAUGGAAAUCUGCUUGGCCUGGGUAACCUGCUGGGAGCACAAGGUCUUCUGGGCGAAGAAGGCCCUCAGGGGCCCGUGCCGGGCUUUACAUUGUUAAAUAUGCUGAACCUGGAGAAGAUCCGUGUGUCGUGGAAAGUCCUCCAAGGAACCGAGUUACUGCUGAACCUGCAGUCCAAGCUAACCCUGAACCUGCCGGGCAUGUUCUUGCUCCUGAGCGGAGCCUCGUUGGAAGCGAACUUCACGUCGCACAUCGGGAUCACGCAGGAGAUGCCCGGUGACCUCAAGCUGGUUGUUAAGGACUGCCAUGGCCUUUUCGGUGGCAUUAAAGUCGACCUGCAGAAGGGUCUGCUCAGCGGUCUGGUGAGUGGUUUGCUGAACAACACUCUUCGCACCCUCUUGCCAACGGUGGUAAGUCUGCGAGCCAAGCGGGAAGCUGUAACUUGACCAGAGCUGCUUUAUGUUCAAAAUUGCCUGGCAGGUUUUUAAAAAAAAUAGACCAAUCCGUAUAGACGUAUAUAUAGUCACAGACAAAAAGCCAUAAUUGAAUUGUGCAUACUUCCUUGAUCUUUCUUGGAGCCAGGAUUUAUUUCUUAAAGGUAAUUCAAAUUCCAUCAUGCAACGUUACGGGAUAAUUUGUAAGCAAUUGCUUUCUGAAAUGCCUGUUAGUCUGGAGAAGGCACGGUAAACAGAAGUGACAGGAUCACUUAGUAACAAGCCACUUGUUAGAAAAAUCUUUUAUUCUGUUAAAUAGAGUCUGUGCCAUUCGGCAAAGGGGGCUAAGCAAUUUGUAUGGCUUUACUCCAUGGAGAAAGCUGCCUCCAACUUGCUUCCAAGGCCCCGAAAUGGAGGUGGCCGGUCGUGCUAGCGAAACUUGUCCGUCUGCCUAUGACUCCCUCACUGAGGCUUUUCUGCUUGUUGCAGCUGUGUCCUUUAGUCAACGUUUGGACCAACAUCAUCAACAUGCAGCUGCACUUCCUCGACAGCACCGUCUCCUUUGGGCUGCUGGGCAAAAUCCACGCCGCCCUCUCCGCCCUGCCCGUGUCCACAGGGCAGUUCUUUGAAGUGGACUUGCAGGAUACACCUUUCCCGAGUGUCUUCAUCAACUGGCUCCUUCAGGCCGCAGGUGUCAAUCCUGGAGUGCUCAGUCAGUGACCUCCUCCCUGGCAGACCCCAGCAGGCAACCCAGGGGCUUUCUCCUGGCAUCUGACCACUCCGGGAAAUCCUGCUGGUGGAAGAAACUUGCACCCCUUGGAAGCAUCCCACAUGAUGGAGGGGGAGAACAGUGAGACCAAAGGAGCCUGCACUCAACUUCUUUUCCUUGCCGCCAGCAUUUCCAGUGCUUGGCUGCAUGCAGAAGAUGUUGUGGUGUUUCUGGCGAUUUGAGUUCAAAACCAAAAAAGCAUAAUCCAAAUGCACAGGUAGCAAGCAUGUGGGCAAGCAUUUACACCUUGCAAUGAUCAGAAUCAAUAUUACCCCAGCAAAUAAUCUCCACGCGGCUUUGGGUGAGCAUU